This is a messenger RNA of Prorocentrum cordatum, 846 nucleotides long. The record is from the annotation of a GenBank genome assembly. Lineage: Eukaryota; Dinophyceae; Prorocentrales; Prorocentraceae.
AUGACGAUGCGGGCCGAGGGCAUGCUGUCCUGCCGCUCCCUCUCCUUCAGCGGCGCCGCCUUCCGGCUGGUGCCGGUGGCCCUCGAGGGCGCGGCGCGCGGGGUGUACGAGGCCGCGUGCGCCCUGUGGCAGAGGGCUCUCCUGGUGGCCAAGAGGCUGGGCAAGGCCAAGAAGUUGGAGGUCAAGCGCAUGAAGCAGAAGAACAACUCGGAGGUUAAGGACCUGUCCUUCUACAUGAGGUCGUUCUGGGCCUGCCAGCAGCAGUUCUUCCGCCAGCUGCUCAUCUGCGCGAAGGUCGACGAGGCCACCAAGCUGGCCGAGGCGGCGCUGCUGCGCGGCGAGGCCGUGGUCAUAUCGAUGUGGUCCACGGGGGAGAGCGUCACGCAGGCGAGGCUCCGGCGUGAGGGCCCCGACGCCGCCGAGGCGUUCGCGUCGGCCCCGCGCGAGAUCGCCCUGCGGAUGUCCGAGAAGAUCCUGGCGCCCAUGGUGGAGCACAUCAGGUGCGACAGGGAAAGGAGCCAGUUCGAGGUGGAAUUGAUAGGGCUGGGGACGGCCCUCAAGGACAUGCCGCUGCCCGCCAACCCCCUCGACGACCUGCUGGCGCGCCUGGGGGGCCCUGGCAAGGUCGCGGAGCUCACUGGGCGCUCCCGCAGGCUCGUCCGCCGGGCCGGCGGCAUGCACUGGGAGGACCGCGGGGACGGCGCCAACCUGGCGGAGCAGGAGGCCUUCCAGUCUGGCCGCAAGCUCGUCGCCAUCAUUACCGAGGCCGCCAGCGCCGGCAUCAGCCUGCACUGCGACCGUCGUCUUCCGACCGCUGGCCAGCGCCCGCGCUACAUCUGCGCGUGA